AUCCAUCCAUCCAUCAACCAUCCAUGCCUGCAUCCCAGGCAGAACCAGAGGGUGGAGCUCUCGGGUGACCAGUGGUGACGCGGAUUCCAGUCUGCUCAUAUAGAGGCGCCGGGAGGCAAGGACUCAGCUCCGCCGCCACCGCAUCUCCAGAGCCAGCGCCACAGCGGCCCCAGGACACCAGUCCAGCUGCCGCCCCGAGCAUCGCCACCGAUAUGAGAGAGAUCGUGCACUUACAGGCCGGCCAAUGCGGCAACCAGAUCGGGGCCAAGUUUUGGGAAGUUAUCAGUGAUGAGCAUGGGAUUGACCCCACCGGAACCUAUCACGGGGACAGUGACCUGCAACUGGAAAGAAUCAACGUCUACUACAACGAGGCCACAGGAGGAAAUUAUGUCCCCCGUGCCGUGCUGGUGGAUCUGGAACCGGGGACAAUGGAUUCUGUCCGAUCUGGCCCUUUUGGACAGAUCUUCCGGCCUGACAAUUUCGUAUUUGGUCAAUCGGGAGCCGGCAACAACUGGGCAAAGGGCCACUACACGGAGGGCGCGGAGCUGGUGGACGCGGUCCUGGACGUGGUCCGCAAGGAGGCGGAGAGCUGUGACUGUCUCCAGGGCUUCCAGCUGACGCACUCGCUGGGCGGCGGCACCGGCUCGGGCAUGGGGACCCUGCUCAUCAGCAAGAUCCGCGAGGAGUUCCCGGACCGCAUCAUGAACACCUUCAGCGUGGUGCCGUCGCCCAAGGUGUCGGACACCGUGGUGGAGCCCUACAACGCCACGCUGUCGGUGCACCAGCUGGUGGAGAACACCGACGAGACCUACUGCAUAGACAACGAGGCGCUCUACGACAUCUGCUUCCGCACGCUCAAGCUGACCACGCCCACCUACGGCGACCUCAACCACCUGGUGUCGGCCACCAUGAGCGGCGUCACCACCUGCCUGCGCUUCCCGGGCCAGCUCAAUGCCGACCUGCGCAAGCUGGCGGUGAACAUGGUGCCGUUCCCGCGCCUGCACUUCUUCAUGCCCGGUUUCGCGCCUCUCACCAGCCGCGGCAGCCAGCAGUACCGCGCGCUGACUGUGCCCGAGCUCACGCAGCAGAUGUUCGACGCCAAGAACAUGAUGGCGGCCUGCGACCCGCGCCACGGCCGCUACCUGACGGUGGCCGCGGUGUUCCGGGGCCGCAUGUCCAUGAAGGAGGUGGACGAGCAGAUGCUCAGCGUGCAGAGCAAGAACAGCAGCUACUUCGUGGAGUGGAUCCCCAACAACGUGAAGACGGCCGUGUGCGACAUCCCGCCGCGGGGCCUGAAGAUGGCGGCCACCUUCAUCGGCAACAGCACGGCCAUCCAGGAACUGUUCAAGCGCAUCUCGGAGCAGUUCACCGCCAUGUUCCGCCGCAAGGCCUUCCUGCACUGGUACACCGGCGAGGGCAUGGACGAGAUGGAGUUCACCGAGGCCGAAAGCAACAUGAACGACCUGGUGUCCGAGUAUCAGCAGUACCAGGACGCCACCGCCGAGGAAGGCGAGUUCGAGGAGGAAGCCGAGGAGGAGGUGGCCUAGCUCCCCUGCCCUGGCUUCAGCUGUGCCCCAGCCUUGACCCUGAGCGCCGCACUCCUCCCCACCCUAAGACCCCCAUGAGCACCCUCAGGGUGCCCUUAACCGCCAUCCAAGCCCAGAACCCAGGUUGUUUCCACCUGCUUCUUCUCUGGCCCUCUGGCCCUGCCUCACCUGAACACCCCCCCAACCCCACUUUGUCUCCAAUCCCAGCUGGAGCAGUUCCUCCAAUUUCCAUCAGCCCCACCCACUUCACCUCCUCUGAUCUUGCAAACUGUAGUCUAUGAUCCUUCCCUCUUCACUCCUGUAUUGCUUUCCACCUCUGACACCCUCAGACCCAUCCCACCCCCAUGAAAUCUCUCUACACAUGGAAACCUUGAUAAUGUCUAACCCAUUCUCUGAGACUUCUUCACCUGUGAUCUGAUCUUAUUUUUAACCCCACAGGCUCCCCCUCCUCACAGGUCCCCCCUCCUCACAUAUCCCCCACAUAUCUCACUGGCUCCCACAAGUCUAUCUGUGCCCUGCUUUGUUCCACAGUGGCUUGCCAGAGAAAUGAUGUUGGAGGGAGAGGAAGGAAAAUUUGAUUGAUUGAUUGAUUGACUGAUUGAUUGAUGAUUGAUUGAUUGAUUGAUUGAUUGAUUGAUUAAAAGUUAAUUAACUUAAAAAGGCCUAGAAUCACAGGUGAGAGAAUUCAUCCCGAGGGCCCAUCUACCCAGCGCUACUCUCCCUGGCCUCACUGCCCCCCAUCAAUAAAUUAGUCUUCACUCUGCUGUGA
This is a messenger RNA of Nannospalax galili (Upper Galilee mountains blind mole rat), 2316 nucleotides long. It is a transcript of the gene Tubb4a, whose product is annotated as tubulin beta 4A class IVa. The coding region runs from base 213 to 1547 and encodes 444 amino acids. The transcript is spliced from 4 exons. Gene Ontology annotation, molecular function: GTP binding; GTPase activity; structural constituent of cytoskeleton. Gene Ontology annotation, cellular component: cytoplasm; microtubule. Lineage: Eukaryota; Metazoa; Chordata; Mammalia; Rodentia; Spalacidae. The record is from RefSeq and is a predicted model, not a curated record. Gene Ontology annotation, biological process: mitotic cell cycle; microtubule cytoskeleton organization.